This is a messenger RNA of Meyerozyma guilliermondii ATCC 6260, 1734 nucleotides long. RefSeq names its product Fgr43p (gene FGR43). The record is from RefSeq and is a predicted model, not a curated record. Gene Ontology annotation, molecular function: protein binding. The transcript has a single exon. Bases 1 to 1734 code for a protein of 577 amino acids. NCBI's taxonomy places the organism in Eukaryota, Fungi, Ascomycota, Pichiomycetes, Serinales, Debaryomycetaceae.
AUGGUGGGCAAGCGAAGACGGAGCAGUUGGUACCGCCCGUCGGACUUGUAUCCGCUUGAGGACGCUCUGGGUGAGCCUCUGGGUUGUCGUGCCCAAAAUAAUUGGAAAACCAAAUUCAUUGUGGAUCUUCCCAUUCCAGUGCUCGGACGAGUGUUUCUGUCGCUUCACACCAACGAUCUUUUGCAGGUUUGUUUGGCGUCCAGGAUGUUGUACCUCCCUGCCACGGUGCAAUUGUAUAAAAAAAUCAUCGUUACCGAGUCACACGAACUCAAAAAACUUGCCAUCUCGCAGCUGAGGCUAUCGUGGGUCAACUAUGGAACCUUAAUUCACUCGUCGAAAUUGGCGUUGUUGUUGCGGACGGUCCACGACAGCACAAAGCUCGCCGACUUGAUCCGCUCUAUCAUUUUUGUUGACGAAACGGUGUGUUUUGAUGUCAAUUCGUCACAGUCUGUCGAAGUCAGUGUUCAGCGCCAAUUGGUGGAAACGUUACAAGCAAUAUUGACUCGGGUCCGCCUCAAUGAGCUCUGGUGUCUCUUGGACGGCAGCAAAAUGACCCUUUCUUUUCAUGCUCCGUCGUUGCUGAGACUAGCAUUGUCGGUAGAGACGUUUGAGCCAUCGGCGCAAAGCCAAUUUAACUUUCCUCGCCUCACUCAUCUCAAGAUAUACUACCAGCGAGAGUCCGCCUGCCUGGUUGCGGGAACCGUGGAGCUUGCAAAACUUUUUUCUCUGCAAAAGCUUUCCACAUUGGAGUUUGAGGAAAUGCACCAGCUGUCUCUCGAGUCUCUCAAUCGUGCCAACUCCAUGCUGAGAGAUCAGAACCAGACGAUAUGGCCCCAGUUCUUUGAGGUGCUCCUGAGUAGCGGCACAAAACUCACACUCACUAGACUUGGACUCGACGGGUUCAUCAACGACGGUGGUGCACACCUCGCAAAACUACUCAGCAAUACCGUUGACUUAUCGCACCUAAUUUCUCUCCAGCUCAAUGUCAAGGAAACCUCUCAUUUGCACCACUCCCACGACGACUACUCAUCAACCUUGCUUGAAAAUCUCACUGCCUUGACUCCCAAUUUGCGCAAGUUGGCUACCCAUCCCACCUACGACUGUCUUUUCUGCCAACACAGCUCUCUCAUCAACACGCUCUCCAAGAACAUUCCAGACCAAUUAUCGACGCUUUUCGCCGUGGUAGAGUCCCCUACAAGCGCAUACACCCAGGCCGUAUACGAUUGCAUAGGUUCCACCCAGCACAAGUUGGUCAACUUGAAAUUGCUCGAUAGGUCUUCGCAAGUGGCUGACGCUUCGGCAAUGCUCCAGCACCUCAUGAGCGAUGACUACUCGUGGUAUAUACGAGCACUUUACUACGAACUGGUGCUCAAACAGUCUGUCUACAAAAACUACUUUCUCUACGAUAUCGAGUGCAUUUCUUCAGUGAUAAACUCAGCCGGCUACAACCACGAACUAUUCUCCGUACGAACCAACAGCGUCAUUCUCAACGAUACCAUGGUGGAGUUUGUGAAAAAAAAUCAUCAAAGACUUUCUAGGUUUCUCAUAGAUUAUUUUGCAGUCGAGCCGCACUGUGUGUCGCCGAGACCAGUUCUCCACCUCCCGCAAUUGCAAUAUUUGUCCAUUCUCGGCCUCAGUAUCUUCUUCACACAAUGCAACGGCCGCCGCCGCACCCAGUUCAUGCUCAAUUACGGAGACCAGUACAUUGACCUCAAUGGGCUCGAGCCGCUGUGA